Amborella trichopoda is the source of this 7209-nucleotide messenger RNA. RefSeq names its product G2484-1 protein. The record is from RefSeq and is a predicted model, not a curated record. NCBI's taxonomy places the organism in Eukaryota, Viridiplantae, Streptophyta, Magnoliopsida, Amborellales, Amborellaceae.
UAUAUAUUGAGUUCGGUAUUUUGCCCUUUGAGGUUUAAGUUUUAAGUUUUAAUCCUUGAGAGAGAGAGAGAGAGAGAGAGAAAGAGAGAGUUUGGUAGUUUUGCCCUUGCUUUGCUCCACUUUCCUAUCAUUUUCGGAUCGAUUACGUCAGUUUUCGCCUGAAAAUUCACUCUCUCUGUUUAAAACUUGGCCUCUGCGGUGCUUUCCUGCAACUGUCGACCUCUGAAUUCAUGUCGAAAUGUCACCGAAAAGUUGGGUUUUGGCAGGAGAAGGGUUUGUCUCUUAACUUCAUAGAGAACGGUGCGUUGAAGCUAUGAACCCUCCCAUGCUUGGAAGAUUUAGGGUUUCUGUGAUCGACAGCCCUGAUUUCGUCUCCAUAUGGAGCCAGGGAUACACUCAUGGAUUAUGAUGACAAUGAAUUUCAAAGCCAGGACAUUGAACCUUUGAGUGACGAUAACACCAAAUUCCCUUCAGGCCUAAGAUCUUAUACUCUUCCUAAGUUUGAUUUGGAUGAGCCUCUUCAUGUAAGAUUUGAUAGUCUUGGGGAAGCUGGUGUUCUUCUUGGUAUUCAGAAUCAGACAGAGGAUCAUUGGAUUGAGGCUUUUCCUAGGGGGAAUAGUGGCAUUGUUCUUGAUCCUGUUUCCCAAGGCAUAGAGUUUAGUUCAGGCACCGCUGAAUCUUGCCCCAUUUCCAGGCAUAACGAUGUUUGGUCAGAGGCCACAUCCUCAGAAUCUGUUGAAAUGCUAUUGAACUCUGUUAAACAAGACGAGGUAAUCACUAAAACACAUAUCGUCGACGAGUCAGAUGCCUGUGAUAAGCUUGGAAUUUUAGAAAAUAAAAUGGAUACUACUUUGAGCUGUGAUGACUCCUCGCCCUCUAAUCUCGGGGUUGUCUUGGAUGCUGAUCCCACUGAUGGUGGGAAACAUCCAAAAAUGAUUGCGGUAGACACUUUAGAAAAUGCAGCUCAUUUUGGAAGUUUGAUGGAAACAUGUAAUGAGGAAAAAUUUAAGGAUGAAACUUCUACAGGAGAGGGUACAACAUAUGAUUGUAAAAAUGGUGACCAUUUUGAAAAUGUUAGAACUGUGGGUGAGAGUUCCGUGAAGAAUGUUCAACCAGAUAGUCUAUACCCAAAUUUAACAGAUGUUCAUGGUGAAAUUGGAACUAAAGAGCAACAGAAGGAUGAUGUACCAAAAGAUGACCAGAGGGAAAAACCCACCGGAAUUCAUAGUGUUGAUAGCGCUAAUGGUGCUGGAACUUCUUGUUUGGUGUCAAAAGCAGAUUCUCCUAAUAAACAAAAGACCCAAGAAGAGGAGGUACCCGUGUGCUUGAACGAUAGUCAUACAAGCACUUCAAAUGAUAUAGUGGUGCGAGAGCAAAUGAGAAGUGAGUGCUUAGAGAAUAUCAGUGGUGCUGAUUUUAUCCCAAAUAUACCUGAAACUAUUGUGACAGGACAUUCUUUGAGGUCAUCUGAGAUGCAUGACUUGAGUGGUGUGGCAGUGGAUGUAUCAAACUCCAUGCAUGAGAAAGCUUUAGAAAUGUUUGAUAGAAGAGAAGCUGAUGUAGGAAUUGGAGCUGUUGUGGGUAUUACUCAUUUGGAUGCUGUUGUCCGGGAAAGGGGGAGUGCACUGAUGUCAUCAAAAGUAAUUGAGGGGGUUGAUGAUGAUGGUGGGAGAGCUUACAAUGAGGGGAGAUCAGGCCAAUGUGAAAUCGAAAUGGCGAAUCCCCUAAUUUCACAGAAGUCGGAGACUGAUAUCAUUUCAACAGUAUCGGGAAGAGUUAUAGAUGGUUUUAUUUCCAAAUCUUCAGGAGCCGUUGGUGGCUUAUCAGAGACUGCAAGGGACUCAGCUACUGAUAAAACCUCAGAGGAAGUUCAGCUGAUGGUUCCUGAAAAAAUCAACAUCUCAGAUAAGGAUCCGUUGGAAAAGCAAGAGGUGGGAUCUAGUCGCUCUCAUAAUGUUGGGAAAGAAAUAAAUGGAAAAGCCCAAGAAAGUUCUCCAAUACCAGGACCUCCCAAUUUGCAAGGCGAUGAUGUGAGACAGCAGAUACAGCACUGUGAUGGUACCGAGCCACCUGAUUCAGUGGCUGCUCAGUUUUCAUGUCCUGUACAGAAUUCAUCUAUUAUUGAAUGCCAAAGUGAAUUCAAGAGUACAGAAGCUAACACUGAUACACAAGAAAACGAAUCAGAAAAACAGGGGGCAUCAGUUAUUAAUGCUGAAAUUGUGGAAGAAAAAGAUGGCCCAAGGAUAUCUGCAGAGUCUAGUUUGGGGCUUCAUGAAGAAACGUCCCCAGAACCUCUAGGGAAGGCAACUACUUGUGCAGAAGUGAGUGAUAAAGGCCAAGGCAUACAUGAGAAACAUGAAUCCAACCCUACAGUGGCAAAAUACAGCAAUUUUUCUAUCCUUAGUACAAGCACAGAGGGUAAUGUGGUUUCUGCCACCUGUUCUGCGGUUGUUGAAGCACAAAGUGAGUUACAGGUUGAAUCAGGAGGCUCUUCUGGAGCAGGUCUGACAAACCUAGUCCUGGCUGCAGGGGUUAAGCCUACUGAUGUCAAAGCACGAUCUUCUGAACCUGAUAAUGCAAUGAACGCUGAAGCAAAGGAAUUGGAAGAUGGUAUAGACAUCGGGGCUUCUCUUGAACGAGAUUGCGGCUCCCCUAUAGUUAUUAGUUCCAAUGAGCCUUGUCAUAGUGAAAUGGAGUGCCAAGAAGGUGACAAGGAAUAUUUAGAUCAGAAUGCUCGUCUCUCUGGGGAUACCCCCGGGGUUUCAAAUCGUGUUGAUAGACAGGGCAGUAAAAAUGAAUUAAAUUCGCAAAAUGCAGGAGAAAACGAUGCCUUGGAAACUGAUAAAAGUUUCACAUUCGAGUUGGGUUCAUUGGCUUCACGGGAGACUAAUAGUCCCAUGAGUAUUUCAGGUUCAUUUGUGACUGAUACAAAUGGUAAAGGCUGGAAACCUUUUCCAAGUGUCCAACCAGUUGAUUCUUAUCAGGUAACACCUUUACCAUCCCAAACCGAGCACAAAGUUUCGGAUGGGAAUUCUCGUGGGAAGCUUCCAAUAUCAGAAGGGCAGAAGGGGUCUAAAGUUAGUAAAGAAUCAAAUGUCACUGUAGAUGGAUCAGCUCUUAGAAGCAAAAUUGAGAAGUCUGAAGGGCAACCUGUCAAGAGCACCACCACCUUAAAGAAGGCCCCACCAAGUACACCUGCCAAAUCAGUGGGUGAGGCUUUCAGUAGAAGCGUGCAAGUUGAGGAGGUGCCUCGGCAUGCUUCUCUAGAAGGUAGCAGUACAAAACUAUCCUGUGUUACUACUGUCCAGGCAUCUAAUCUACCGGAUUUGAAUGCUUUAGCUGUUCCUGCAUCAGCAUUGUUUCAGCAGCCAUUCACAGAUUCCCAGCAAGUACAAUUGCGUGCACAGAUUUUUGUUUAUGGGUCUCUCAUUCAAGGCUUAGCACCAGAUGAGGCAUGUAUGAUAUCUGCUUUUGCAGACUCCGGACGUGAUGGUGGAAGGGGUGUAUGGGAGAAUGUAUGGCGCACUGCUGUAGAAAGGUGUCAAAAUCAGAAGUCACCUUCUAAUAACCUUGAGACCCCUCUCAGCGCUCGUUCAGGGUUUCGACCUAAUGAACUCGUGUCGAGGUCCCCUAUCCUCCAGAAUAAAGCCUUGGGAACUCCAGCUGGAAGAAGCACUAGCAAGAGCAGCCCCCCAUCUUCUAUUUUAACCCCUUCAGUUUCCUUGUCUUCACCAGUUUGGAAUAUUUCUGCCCCUUCACGUGAAGGGCUUCAGGCUACUAAUUUGCCAAGGGCCCAACACAUGGACCCAAUCCAAACAAUUCCAGCAAUGCAUCUCUACCAAUCUCCCCACAUAAGGCAUUUUGUUGGAAGCCCUUCUCCAUGGUCCACACAGUCCCCAUCUCCUGGUUCUUGGCUUGUACCCUCACAAACAAGCAAUGUUGAUUGUGCUGUGCAAUACCCAACAGUGGAAUCCAUACAAAUGACACCACCUAGAGAUUUGCCAUCUGGGGCUCGCUCCCAAGCCGUUCAUCUUGCCCCACCUAGUCCACUGGGACCUACUGCUGCUUCUGCUCUUGUUACUUCGACUACAAGUAUCUCAAGCGAAGCUCGAAGAAAAACAGCAAACUCACUCAAGAAUACACCCCAAGAACCAAAGUCCAGAAAGAAGAAGAAGGGUUCGGUCCCUGAUAGUCCCAUUCAAGUUUCUAUUGCUGAGUUGGGGGCUGAUACAAGUGUCACCAAACAGUUACCAUUUGCUAUGGCAUCACCACCUCUUCCAUCAAUAGUAUCGACCAAGCCCCCUGUUUCUAAAGCUUCUUGUGCUCCGACAAGUUCUCCUGUACUCCCAACUAAUUUUCAGGUGCUCUCUGGAGGGAAUAAUGAGCAGAGGGUUACCCUUUCGGAAGAGACGAGCACUCGACUUGAACAAGCCAAGCAACAGGCUGAAGAAGCUUCUGCUCAAGCUGCUUCAGCUGUGAGGCAUAGCCAAGGCAUAUGGAAUCAAUUGGGUGUCCAAAAAAGCUUGGCAUUGGUCUCAGAUGCUGAAGUGAAAGUGGCUUCAGCAGCUGUUGCAGCAGCUGCCGCAGCUUCAGUUGCUAAGGCAGCAGCUGCAGCUGCAAAGGUUGCUUGUGAAGCUGCUCUCCAAGCAAAACUCAUGGCUGAUGAAGCUUUGACUGCUAAUAAGACAGGUAAUGUUGAAAUUGGAUUGCCUGAAAGUAAGAAGAAUUCGAAGGGGAAGAAGGCAAGCACUUCUAGUUCAAUUAUUGCCCUUGCACGAGAGGCGGCUAGGAAGAGGGUGGAAGCAGCUUCUGCUGCUGCUAAGAGGGCAGAGAAUUUGGAUGCAGUGGUAAAGGCUGCAGAGCUAGCAGCUGAGGCUGUGUCACAAGCAGGGGCUGUUAUUGCAAUGGGAGACCCGAUUCCAUUGACAUUGAGGGAAUUGUUUGAAGCUGGGCCUGAUGGGUAUUGGAAGUUACAAAACCCAAGUGGGGAUUUUACUAAGAAAGCAGCUAAUUUACAAAUAGAGUGUGGUGGCUCCGCUGAAAUUUUGAAUGAGCAGGUUUCUGGUAAGGAUGGACUGGGUCAAGAUAAAGAAGGAAGUGCACCUUCUGGGGAAGAGUUAUCAGGGCAAGCAGUUGAGAAACAAGGUGAGGUAGGAAAUGGGGUGCAUCAAAAUGCAGCAACUGUUGAAAAUGGGUUUGGAGGGCAAUGGCGACGUAAGAAUUUGGAUGUGUCUAAAACUCUCAGGGUUGCUCCUGAAUUACAAUCUGAUUCCAGAGUUGUUUCUUCUGCCAUGAAGAGUGCUGAUGCUGAGAGGCCUCUAAAGUUGCCAGCUCUGAAGGAAAAUAACAUUAAGGAGGGAUCUCUUGUUGAGGUUGUUUCUGACGAAGAGGGCCUUAGAGGGGUCUGGUUUUCUGCCAAGGUACAGAGCAUAAAGGAUGGAAAAGCUUUUAUCUGCUACACUGAACUGCUUAAUGAUGAAGGUUCUGAUCAUCUUAAGGAGUGGAUAACUCUUGAAAGCGAAAGUGAUAAACCUCCUAGAGUACGACUUGCCCAUCCUGUGACUGCCUUGAAAUUUGAGGGUACAAGGAAGAGGCGUCGAGCAGCAAUGGGUAACUAUGUCUGGACUGUUGGUGAUCGGGUAGAUGUAUGGAUGCGUGAUGGAUGGUGGGAAGGAAUUGUCACUGAGAAGUUCAAGGAGGAUGAAAGCAAAUUGAGUGUUCAUUUUCCAGCUGAAGGAGAUUCAUCAGUUGUGAAAACUUGGAACCUCAGGCCAUCACUGGUUUGGAAGGAUAGCCAUUGGGUUGAAUGGUCACACUCUAAUGAAGAUGAGCAAUGGACAAAAGAGGAUGUGACACAAAUACGGGAAAAACGACAAAAACUUGGGCACCCUGAACUAGAUCCUGAAACUGAGGCCAGAGGGACUGAAAAGGCACCAAACUAUUUGUACACCGAGGACCCUAAGAAACCUCAAAACCUUAGAUCAUUGCCACUAUCUGCAAAGGAUAAAUUAUUUGAUGUUGGAAAGAGCUCCAGAGAGGGAAAUCCCUCUGGUGAAAUGAGAGUCAAACGGAAAGGGUUGCAAAAGGAAGGGUCAAAAGUGGUUUUUGGGGUUCCGAAGCCAGGAAAGAAAAGGAAAUUCAUGGAUGUUAGCAAGCAUUAUGUCUCAGAAAGAAGUGGUAAAUUACCCGAGAGAAAUGAUUCUGUUAAGUUCUUGAAAUAUUUGAUCCCACAAGGUUCACGAGGGGCUACCAGGGGCUCCUCAAAAGUAGAUGUUAAAGCUAAACAAGCAGUCGAUCCUAAGUCUAAGGAGGUUAAGAUUGAGAAAGCACAGAGGAUCCCAAAUAGGAACAGAUCUGAGAAAAAUGGUUCUUCUCUCUCUACUUCUACUGAGACCACAAGUGUGGAUCCCUUACUGAAUUCAAGAGGUCCUCUGACCACUGAUAAUAAUAACAAGGUCGACAAGCAGCAAACUCCUGAAGUUGGGUCUUUACCUAAUGUUACAAGGGAUGUUCCUGUUUUAUUUUCAUCCAUGGAACACUCAUUGCAAGCACCCUCGAGAAGUAAAUCUUCUACUAUUAUGGAGAGAGAACAGGUCCCUAAAGGAAAACAUCUACCUAGUGCAGAUAAGUUAAAUGCAGAGGAAGAUAAGUCUGCGGAUGCUAGUGCUCAUGGAAAGCCAGCUUCUGAUUUAGAGCCUAGGAGAUCAAACCGCAGAAUUCAGCCUACGUCAAGGUUAUUGGAGGGACUUCAGAGCACCCCAAGCAUCCCAAAAGCUCCCACAACUGCUUCACAUGACAGGGGUCAUAAGAAUCACAAUCGACCUGCAUCUUCAUCUUUGAAAGGGACUGGCCAUGGUUGACAAGAGGAUGACGAGGGGUUCGAUUCACCCUGUUGGGUCAGGUGUAUUUUGGUAGGUUAGGCAAAAUAUGGAUCCAUUGACAGUCCCAGUUAUACGUUUAGUGUACAUAUUGUAGUUGAAGAAGAUCAUGAUGCCCUGCUCUCUCUCUCUCUCUCUCUCUCUCUCUCUCUCUCUCUCUCUCUAACACUUGUAUUUUACAGGGCAGGUCCAACUCAUAAUUCCUCACGAUUGUGAGUUUUUACAAUUCCUUUGUAUGAUAUGUGUCUGUGUUAUAGCUUAGAAAUCGACAUGCUGUUGAACAGUUUUCCCUUAUUGAAUGGUUUGCACUGAUCGCUUCUUGUCAUGGCAA